Messenger RNA from Achroia grisella, 1084 nucleotides. Its product is annotated as deoxynucleotidyltransferase terminal-interacting protein 2. Bases 163 to 1029 code for a protein of 288 amino acids. Gene Ontology annotation, molecular function: RNA binding. Gene Ontology annotation, biological process: RNA processing. The record is from RefSeq and is a predicted model, not a curated record. NCBI's taxonomy places the organism in Eukaryota, Metazoa, Arthropoda, Insecta, Lepidoptera, Pyralidae. Gene Ontology annotation, cellular component: nucleolus. The transcript is spliced from 4 exons.
GCAGUGGUUAACUUUGCUUCUGUUGGUUUUUAAUUUAUUUUGUAUAAAUAAAUACAGGAAAUAGCCGAAAUAGAAUAAUUCGUUUAAUUAAACACAAUAUGUUGUUUUUUAUAAAAUAAUUAUAUAUUUUUAUUUGUAUUAGCUCUAGUUGUUAAGUCUAAAAUGGAUUUUAUAAUAGAUAACGUGGGUGACGAUCAACUUAACCUAAAAACUGAACUACUGGAUGGAAAAGAAAAACCUUAUUUCGUCGACAAAGAGGACAAACAGCAAGCUAUACUUAAACUAUUUGAAAAGCAGAAAGAAAAAUUGGACACACAAUCAGCAGCUGAAGACGAAGUCCAGAAUAAAUUAAAGGGUUUAAAAAUUGAUAAUUUAUUUGAUGAUUUUUUCCAAGAAAUGCAAUGGACGCACAAAGUUGCAAUUAAAAGAGAGAGGCGUGUUAAAUUUCGAUUCGAACAGGUGGACACAGAGACUGGCAAGCUGAAGUCUGGACUUGGAAAAGUAGAUGUGGAGAAAGAAAUGCUCAAUUCCGUGUUGAAACCAGGACUAGAGAAAGAGCACCGAUUAUCAAAAUAUAAUUUGUCUGAAAGGGCAUUGAAAGCAUUGCGGAAGAAAGAAAAUGAGAAGACUAAAGGUCCACAAUGGUUUAAUCUACCAGCUCCUGAAAUAACAGAGGAACUGAAAAAUGAUCUGCAAAUCCUCAAAAUGAGAUCAGCACUGGAUCCAAAACAUUUCUAUAAGAAGAAUGAUAUGGAAGUUUUACCUAAAUAUUUCCAGGUUGGUAGAAUAAUGGAUUCUCCCUUGGACCAUGUCAAUGAGAGGUUGACCAAAAAACAAAGAAAGAGAACAAUGGUUGAUGAAUUAUUAGCCGAUGCAGAAUUCCAGAAAUACAACAAGAAAAAGUAUAAAAAUAUUAUAGAUGAAAAGAGAAAAUCUGAAUAUAAAACCUUCAUGAAGGAUAAGAGACAAAAAAAUAAAGCAGAACUUAAAAAGAAUAAGUUAAAAGCAAAGAAAAAGGUGCAGAGUUAGUUAAUAUAGUUCUUUAUUGUUUAUGGAUUUUUUUAUUUUUAUCCACAUAUUAUAU